This is a messenger RNA of Daphnia pulicaria, 783 nucleotides long. RefSeq names its product solute carrier family 66 member 3-like. The record is from RefSeq and is a predicted model, not a curated record. Bases 142 to 783 code for a protein of 213 amino acids. NCBI's taxonomy places the organism in Eukaryota, Metazoa, Arthropoda, Branchiopoda, Diplostraca, Daphniidae. The transcript has 4 exons.
UCCUUGGAAUAUCGGACGAACUAAAAUGCUUAACUUGACAUGACCUUGAUCGACCUUGAUUAAGCAACCAAACGAAGUCUCAAAGUAUAUUUUAGAAGCCAGUCGGCCAACAGCUUUCAGCCUUUCACGUUGUUGACAGACAUGGCUGAUUUGUAUUCAUUAUCACUCAGCUUUGCCAACAUUUCAAAAACUGUUUUGUGUGUCGUUUUAAAGGUGCCACAGAUCAUUAGUUUGGUGAACAGCAAAAGCACGACUGGCCUGAGUCUAUCCGGCACUCUACUUGAAUUGACUUCGUUUACUAUUGGGCUCUGCUACAAUGUAUUCAGCGGUUACGCACUUUCGUCCUAUUUGGAGUAUCCGAUUCUUGUCGGGCAGGUUCUCCUUCUGUUGGCCCUUUUACUCCAUUACAGUCGACGAAUCGGUCCGAAAUGGUUGGCCGCAUUUGGAGUUUAUUCAGCCGUCGUCUACGCCUUGUCCACAGGCAUGUUUCCUGGCGCUCUGCUAUUAGUCACGUUGAUGAGCCUUUGCACGCCGUUAUCUGCGGCGAGUAGACUGGUCCAAAUUCGAACUAUGCACGUCUCUCAAAAAUCGGAGUCUGUCAGUGUUUUGACUUGGUCAAUCGCCGUCUACACGUGCGUCAUGCGAAUUUUUAUUACUUUGGAUCGCGGUUUCGACGCUCCGCUGUUGGCCAACUACUCAGUUAGUUUGAUUCUUAAUUUGGCCGUGAUAACUUUGGCGUUGAAACUGAGACGGCCGUCGAAGAAAGACGAGAAAAUCGAGUGA